Messenger RNA from Fonsecaea erecta, 1554 nucleotides. RefSeq lists its product as hypothetical. The transcript has 2 exons. The coding region runs from base 1 to 1554 and encodes 517 amino acids. The record is from RefSeq and is a predicted model, not a curated record. Lineage: Eukaryota; Fungi; Ascomycota; Eurotiomycetes; Chaetothyriales; Herpotrichiellaceae. Gene Ontology annotation, molecular function: transmembrane transporter activity. Gene Ontology annotation, cellular component: membrane. Gene Ontology annotation, biological process: transmembrane transport.
AUGGCGACAGCCCAGGCGUUUGGUGCCUUCAUCACCCAUGAAAGUCAGCCUCUCAGUGUUGUUCAUGGGCCUGCCCCUGUCAUCCAUCGAGACAACAUUACCGCUGCACCACCCACGGAGUAUGAGCUCAACGAACUACAAUGGGGUAAACGCUUGAACGGUCCAUACAAAGCGCCCUCAACUGGUUCAUUGCCCGUCGAUCAAUCUUUGCCUCAGACUCCCGGCGAAUUGGAACAAAGUCAGCCUCCCACACCAAAGCGAGAUCAGGCGGUUGAGGCGCUCGUUCAGUCUAUUUCGAACCCACCGAGGAACCGAUGGCGCGUAGCGGCGGCGAGUGUCAUGUUCUUUCUGAUGGGCAUGAAUGACGCCGCUACCGGUGCUCUGAUCCCGUAUCUCGAAAAGGACUACCACAUCGGAUAUGGCAUCGUCUCUUUGAUUUUCGUCACCAAUGCUCUGGGUUUCAUUAGUGUGGCGCCAGUUAUCCCACUUCUCGAGUCUCGCCUCGGUCGGACUCGAUCGUACAUCAUUGCAACCUCGUUGAUGAGCAUCGGCUACAUAGCCAUCGUCUGCUCUCCACCAUUUCCCGUGGUUGUGCUCAGCUUCUAUUUCCUGGGUUGUGGGAUGGGAUUGUUUCUAGCCAUGACCAACGCGUUCAUUGUCAACCUACUCAAUGGCACUGUCAUCCUCGGUUUCUGCCACGGUUUAUAUGGAGUGAGUUCAGACCAGCUCGCGUGGGCACUGACCAAAGCUAAUUUCUACCAGCUGGGCGGCAUUGUCUCUCCCCUCAUUGCCACGGCCAUGGUGUCGAGCGGCAUCUACUGGGCUCAUUUCUACUUUAUCACGCUGUCACUAUCUUUAGUUACUAUCCCGAGCCUGGGCUGGUCCUUCCGGGGUUUCGAGAGGGAUGCAGCAGUCCAGCUCCUUUCGUCUCUCGAACGCACCGCUUCACGGCAGGGUGAACUCACUAGAGUGCAGGUGCUCAAAAGGGCGGUGAGGAACAGGACCACGCUCCUCGGAGCGACCUUCGUCUUCUUCUACCAAGGUGCAGAGGUGGCUAUUUCGGGCUGGGUUAUCUCUUACCUGAUCCAUUAUCGAAAAGGCGAUCCCUCCCAUGUCGGUAAUGUCACCUCUGGGUUUUGGGGCGGCAUCACUGUUGGACGGUUUGUCUUGACCCAUUUUGCUCACAAGAUCGGGGAGAAGCUUGCUGUCGUCCUCUUGAUCGUUGGAGCUGCAGUCUUUCAACUUCUCGUCUGGCUUGUCCCAAACAUUAUCGAAAACGCCGUGGCCGAAUCCAUCGUUGGCGUGUUCCUGGGACCCAUCUACCCCUGCGCCACCGCCGUCUUUGCCAAACUCUUACCCAAGAGCAUUCAAAUCAGCAGUUUGUCAGUCGUGACAUCGAUGGGAAGCUCUGGUGGUGCACUAGUGCCCUUUAUCACGGGUAUAUUGGCACAAAAAUUGAGCACGGUCGUCCUGCAUCCGGUAGUCUUGAUCUCGUUUGCAUCGAUGACAGUUAGCUGGGCACUGUUGCCACGCAUUGGGAAGAGGACAGAGUGA